AUGGGUUUCGUUACAGCGUUGGUGCCACCCAACGGUUGCAACGUAUCGUCCCCCAUCGACCAAGUCCGAACAUUCGGACUACCAUAUGCUGCCAUUGAGGAGGAAUACGGCAUAACCACGACAGGAGAGGCCAGCGACCGCCGAUUGAACGGUUGUUCUGCGGUGCGCCUCCACUGCAACAUUCAUACCAACGGUUUGCCUCAUAUUGAGACCGUCGCCCAUUGCCUGGCCGGGACGCCCUUCGAACCUCUUAUCAAGGGAGCAGGGAAAAACCUGCGGAGAACAGGCGUUUUUGAUUGUUUGCCGCAUGGAACGUUUGAGACAGCCGUUUUAGUGAGACCCUCUGUGACGAGACUGGGAGACUCUGAAGAUGCUUAUCCUGCUGGCUGCCCAGAAGAUGCCGUCGUUACCAGAAGAUCUCUGGAAGACGCCGUCCGUAACCUGCAACUACCGUCCGACAUCGGAGACUCCUCAGCUUCCAUCAUCAUCUCGAUGAGAGAUCCUUCGACACCGUCCACAGGGGACUGGGAGAAUUGGCCAUAUCUCACCACGGACGCAGUCCAGGCCAUGAUGAACGGUGCGCUGGUGGAUGCCGAUGGGAGGACCUUGCGCGUGCGUCAUGUUCGCACUAAUCUUCCUUCCAUCGAGAAGAUGGAUUCUGGAGGAGGGAUGUGGAACCACUGUUUGGUCUUCGGCAUACACAGCGAGAGGAGUGUCUCAUGGUUAGAGGCUAACGAUCUCCUUGAUGACGAUGGAGGAUCUCUCAAGCAGGCGGUGAGCACUCUAUUCGUCUCAAUGCCCGUCUCUCCUAGGGCCGCCGCCUAUGGUACUGAUCCUCUCUCCUCAGCAUUGCUCUACUAUUGGUGA
Molecule: messenger RNA, 867 nt
Organism: Perkinsus marinus ATCC 50983
Lineage: Eukaryota; Perkinsozoa; Perkinsida; Perkinsidae
Exons: 6
Coding region: 1-867 (288 amino acids)
Source: RefSeq, a predicted model, not a curated record